Haemonchus placei is the source of this 705-nucleotide messenger RNA. Lineage: Eukaryota; Metazoa; Nematoda; Chromadorea; Rhabditida; Trichostrongylidae. The record is from the annotation of a GenBank genome assembly.
AUGUCGUUUUCAGGACGAAAUGAGCUUAUCGCUCGAUAUAUCAAACUUCGAUGUGGCAAAACGCGAACUCGGAAACAGGUCUCAUCACAUAUUCAGGUGUUGGCACGGAAGAAAAUGCGUGACGAACAAGCCAAGAAAAAGGUAUGCAGCGCUGCUUUUGUUCUCCUUUGCAAAACAUUGAUCCGUAGAUCUGCUCGAUUUCAGACACUCAAAUUGGACACAGUCAUAGAGAAGUACCCGAAAUUGCUCACGGAACUCUUUGAACGUGGUCCAUCGGAUGCGUUUUUCCUAGCAAAAUGCUGGGCAAAUGUCUCUUUCGACUCUUCCGAUACUGAAAACAGCCUGUACGCGGUCGACUCGUAUUACCAUUCCCAGCAAAAGUUCGACAUCAGUGUCUCGACGAAAGUCUGCUCUUUCGGUAAUGAAGUCGUCGAGAAAGUAGAGGUCUACUCACCUGACGAAGAGAAUGGACAUUACUCAUUCCGAUUGGAACGGUCACCAAUCUGUGAGUACAUGGUGAAAUUCAUUUCCGAGUUGAAAAAGCUCGAAUCUCGCGACUACAUGAACAAUGUACUCGAGAACUUCACUGUCCUUCAGGUUGUUACGAAUCAAGCCACCGGUGAAACCCUCAUGGUAAUUGGUUUCGUAUUCGAAGUGAACGAUCUUCCCGAAGCAAAUUGCUCCAUUUUCCGAUUGGUUGCCUAA